AUGCCCCACAAACAAGACGGAGCGUGGGAUGCGCAUCAACGCGAUCCCGAUUCGUUCUGGAAACGCCAAGCAGACCAGCUCGUCUGGCAUAAGAAGCCACAGACUACAUACAAGAAGUUCUCAAAGAAGUUAUCAUCCGGCGAGUCGCACGACACAUGGCAAUGGUUCCCCGAUGGCGAGAUCAGUACAUCCUAUAACGCGGUAACGCGACACGUGGAAGCUGGCCAUGGCGACAACAUCGCGAUCAAGUGGGAUAGUCCAGUCACAGGCCAGAAACAGAACAUCACGUACAAAGAGCUAGAUUCUGAAGUAGCGAUCCUGGCAGGUGCACUGCGGGAAGAAGGAGUGAGGAAGGGCGAUGUGGUCAUCAUAUACAUGCCAAUGAUACCUGCUGCCCUCAUAGGUAUGCUGGCUGUCGCAAGGCUAGGAGCCGUACAUGCUGUGGUCUUCGGUGGCUUCUCAGCAGCGUCUCUGGCACAACGCAUUGAUUCUUCAAAGCCAAGGGCUAUGCUGACAGCAAGCUGUGGCAUCGAGGGCGCGAAAGGGCCCCUGCCAUACAAGCCUAUGGUGCAAGGCGCUAUCGAGCAGGCGAAGCACAAACCGACGAGAGUGUUGAUCUGGCAGAGAGAUCAGCAUAGAUGGAACGACACAGACAGACUGAACGGGGAGAGGACGUGGCAGAGGGUUGUCAAGUCUGCAAGAGAUAGAGGAGUAAGAGCUGAGAAUGUACCAGUCAAGAGCAACGAUCCACUGUAUAUCAUCUACACGAGCGGCACGACCGGCUUGCCCAAAGGAGUGGUGCGAGAAGUUGGAGGCCAUGCUGUCGGACUGAACUUCACCGUGCGAUACGUCUUUGGCAUCAGAGGGCCAGGCGACACCCUCUUCACAGCGAGCGAUAUCGGCUGGGUCGUUGGGCACUGCUACAUCGUCUACGGCCCUCUCCUAGCCGGCGCAGCAACAAUCCUCUUCGAAGGCAAGCCGAUCGGCACCCCCAACGCAGACACCUUCUGGCGAAUCCUCGACGAGAACAAAGUCAACACAAUGUUCACAGCCCCUACAGCCCUCCGCGCAAUCCGCAAGGAAGACCCCGAGAACAAAUUCUUCAAAGCCCGCGGCGAGAAAGGCGGCCUCAAGAACCUCCGCGCCCUCUUCCUCGCAGGCGAACGCAGCGAACCCGCCAUCGUGACAAUGUACGACGAGCUCGUAGGGAAAUACUGUGCCGAAAACGCAACCGUAAUCGACAACUGGUGGUCCUCCGAAUCAGGCUCGCCCAUGACCUCCUUGGCCCUCCUCCCCGGCACAGGCACCGACUUCUCCGACCACAAAUUCUACAAACCGCUCCCCAUCAAACCCGGAUCCGCCGGCAAACCCGUCCCCGGCUUCGACGUGCGCAUAGUCGACGACGAAGGCAAGCCCAUCUCAAACGGCAACAUGGGCAACAUCGUCCUCGGCAUCCCCCUCUCGCCCACAGGCCUCACAACGCUCUGGCAGGAUGAAGAUCGCUUCUACAAAGGCUACCUCAAACGCUUCAACGGUAACUCGAUCGAUACCGGCGACGCAGGCAUGAUCGAUUCAGACGGAUACGUUCACGUCAUGUCCCGCGCCGACGACGUAAUCAACGUGGCAGCGCACCGUCUCUCCACCGGCGCUAUCGAACAGGCCAUUUCCUCCCACCCUGACAUCACCGAAGCGGCCGUCGUUGGAAUUCCUGACCCCAUGAAAGGACAUGCCCCAUUCGCAUGGAUCGGAAUCGAAAAUCCGCCCGCGGAUCUCCUCAAAGACCUCAACUCCCGUCUGCGACAGCACAUCGGUCCCAUCGCGAGUUUGGCGGGCUUCAUUGCAGCUCCUGGUGUGAUUCCGAAGACGAGGAGUGGGAAGACUCUAAGAAGGUGUCUGAAGGAGAUUUUGGAGCAUGCGGUGGAGGGAGAGUUUGAGAAGGAGGUGGUGUAUCCGGCUACGAUUGAGGACCCGAGUGUAGUGCAGAAGGCGAAGGACGCGGCGAAGGAGUAUUUCACCAAGGGGGAGGGGCAGAAGUUGAAGGCCAAGUUGUGA
Molecule: messenger RNA, 2052 nt
Organism: Fulvia fulva
Lineage: Eukaryota; Fungi; Ascomycota; Dothideomycetes; Mycosphaerellales; Mycosphaerellaceae
Exons: 1
Coding region: 1-2052 (683 amino acids)
Source: RefSeq, a predicted model, not a curated record